UUGCUGCAGAGGUUGACAAACAUCGAACUUCAGACGUGCCAUCGCCCCAGCAUUCUCAGACCGAGCACUGGCACAGCAGGUCAAAAGCACAGUGACAAUCUGAUAUAUUGUUUACGUGCUCGCUGUGGUGAAGGGCCAGUCGACCUUGUGAAAUGGUUUUCACUGACAGCUUACGACAUAAUCACAGAACUCACAUUCGGGGAGUCGAAUGGCUGCCUGGACAGCCCAGACGAACCCUGGCUCACAGUGAUGGGAGCUAGGGCAAAGACGAUACGAUGGUGGCAGUUCUCGAUCUACUAUGGAUUUGAUGAGAUCGUUUCGAGACUUGCGCCUGCCGCUCUCACCGGAUCACGAAAGGAACACAUGAAGAUGCUCGCGGGCAAGGUUCAGCGAAGACUGAAAGACACUACUGAUCGCAAGGACUUCAUGUCCUACAUACUGGACAACAAAAUGGAGCCAUUGUCAGUGUCUGAGCUGAUAAUCAUGGCGAGCGCGUUCAUUGUCGCUGGAUCGGGGACUUCGGCCAGAGCACUUGCAGCGACAAUCUACUUUCUAUGCCAGAAUCCAGAGAAGCUCUACUUGGCAAGCGACGAAGUGCGCAAAGUCUUCUCGAGUGAGGAUGAUAUCACGAUCAGAGACACUGCAUCGCUACAGUACCUCACGGCGUGCAUCGAUGAAGCGAUGCGAAUGCACCCACCUAACCCUUCGACUCUACCACGGUUUGUCCCGGAAGGUGGGGAGGUCAUUGAAGGCCAAUGGGUACCAGGUGGGAUUGCUGUCGGCGUGCAUCAACUAUCGGCUGGGCUCGCAGGUUGGAACUUUGCCAAAGCAAAGGAGUAUCAUCCCGAACGAUGGCUUGAUGUGUCACCUGGUUCGCAAUUUGAACGACAGGACAAAGCUUCUGUACAGCCCUUUUCAUAUGGACCUAGAAGCUGCGUUGGCAUUAACCUCGCAUAUGCGGAGAUGCGCCUAGUCUUGGCAAAGCUUUUGUUUACGUUCAAUCUGGAGUCGACCACUGAUGCUGAAGGCUGGACUUCACGACAGAAGAAUUAUUUGACUUGGGAACAAAUCCCUUUGAUGAUUAAGUUGAGCCUCAGGACGUGA
This is a messenger RNA of Cercospora beticola, 1104 nucleotides long. RefSeq lists its product as uncharacterized. NCBI's taxonomy places the organism in Eukaryota, Fungi, Ascomycota, Dothideomycetes, Mycosphaerellales, Mycosphaerellaceae. Gene Ontology annotation, molecular function: heme binding; monooxygenase activity; oxidoreductase activity, acting on paired donors, with incorporation or reduction of molecular oxygen. The record is from RefSeq and is a predicted model, not a curated record.